AGCCCCGCCCUCUUUUUUUAAUGUCACUGCUCGAUUGGCUAAACGUGCUGCCACCGACAUACUUCGACUGGUAAUGCGAAAUAACCUUUCGCGAAAUAAGCAGCGACGUUAAAGCAUGCUUCUCUGCUUUCCUGUACAAUACUUCAUCCGCUCCCAAGUCGUUGGGGUUUUACUUUGGGGUGUUUCAGUUGUCAUGGAUUGGUCGCGGACGGAAAGGAAUGUCAGUGCACGAGAUAUGAUUUAGCUGGGUCAAGCCAGAGCCUGGGAAUCCAAAAUGAGCAGUAAGCAGGGACGAAGCUGCAUCGACCCUCGAGUUCAAAGUAAUAUGGAAGGUGCUGUGGGCACCGUAGUCCCCGUGGGGCUCCCUAAAGCUGACAGCCUACCAAACUAUUCCCAUGACAAAGCUCUACCAAUCAGCAGGGCUUAUUUCCCUUACUCUCUUAGUGGACAAGACACUCUUGACUUUCCUUCUCCAUGGGGCCCUUCAAAAACCUGUGUGAGAAAUGGGCCGAGCCCAGGGAUUCAUUCAUCGGCCACCCAGGGGUCAAUUACAAUUCCAGCCGUUUACAGGCCUGAUAAAGCGUCUUUCCCUGUGGAUGCCGGUGGUGGCCGCUGUGCUGUACCGCAAGAGUUGGUUGCGAAGCAAAGAUUGGCCUAUUAUGCCAGCAGUCCCAGACAGCACAGUCCCAGAGCAGCUGGGGUCAUCUCACCAGUGGCAGUUCCCAAGGGUCACAUUGGAGGGUCAAAUGCAGAAAGCUGUGUUGGGCUGGCUAUUCCAAAACCAGUAUACGGUCAUAGCCCCUGCUGCACUGAGCGUGGAUGCACCGCAGGGCAUAACUAUGGCAUGGAACAUGGGCCUCAUAGGAUGUCCCCUCGCAUAUAUGAUGACGAAUGGGCUGCUCAUUUCAGCCGUCUUGCUUACCUGCAUAAAAAGGGCCAGGAGGCAUUGACGCAACAGAGGGUUUUGCAGUUUGAACAUGGUGUGGAGGCUAUAAAGGAUGGAAAGACAGAGGGCUUCCAUGGUAUUGGCUCAAAUGGGCCCAGGAGGUCCCAUGCUUUAAUGGAACCAAGCUAUACUUACAACACUGUGCGUCAUUUAUUGGUGCCACACCAGAGUACUGCCAGCGUGCCCCAAUUCGUCCACAGAUGCACACUGGUCUUCACUAUGCUUAUGACCCAAGGACUAUGGCACACCGUGGAGUUCCUUCAAAGGUAUAUCAGAACCAUCCUCACUUAUCUAAAUACACGUCGAUGCCUCCAUGCUCCAAUGUCUAUUACCCUCAGAGUCACCCUGAGGCUUACCGCACCGAUCCCAAUGUUAUUACAGGCGAGCACGGUCAACAUCAUCAUAUGGAUCAGUUAUAUUCCCCUCGAUCUGACCUGAUGUCACCAUCCUGCUCUGUUGCCUCCCCACACCAUCCGUUACUCUCAAAAUAUCCUACUUAUCAUCCUUAUGGGGUGCAUUUAAAUAGUAACCAAGCACCCAUGCAUGAGCAGCCACAUCCCCCUCUCCCAGUGCAUCAGUCAGAGCGACCACUUGAUUUUUCUAUACGAAGGGUUCAGACACCCGACUCCCCUCGGGAGCUUUAUAGACAGUCUGGAACUUCUGGGGCUUUCCAUCCUACUCCAGCCCACUACAGACGUCUCAGUAACACCACUACCCUUGAACACUCAGAGAUGUCUGAAACUGGGUUUCUUGUUGGCAGCUCCAAAGAAUUUCCCAUGAAGUCCUCUGAAGAGGUAUUUAAGAACAGGCAUCAUGUUUCAGAUCCACCUGACAAAGAUCUAUUAGCUAAAAGGCACAGAGAGAAACUUGAAAUGGACAUGGCCAGUAAAAAGCAAAAGAUUGACUCAACCCAUGAGUUGUCAGAUGAUGAGCCUCAGUCACCGUCCUCCCCACCAAUGCCAGUUAUUAAUAAAGUUUUUAGCUUGGCUCCAUAUAAAGUCUAUUUCGAAGCUACAGGCAUGUUGACUUCACUAGGAGAUUCAAAAAGUCCAAAGCCACAGCCAGAGGCAACACAGCUUAAACAAGAGCCAGAAAUUGAAAACUGUAAUCUAGAACCAAAUUCAGGUGAAGGUGACCUCAGGUUGAAACAAGAAGACCAAAUGUCUCCAGCUAACAGUGAUGGUCCAGUUGAAAUACCAGAUACUGUAAAGAUCAAAAAAGAAAAACUGGAUCCAGAUGACGUAGCUUAUCAGUCGGAAAUGAAAGUGAGCAUUACUGAGGAGAUGAAUCAUCAGGCACAUGAUUCUGUGGCCAAGGAAGAGCAAAGGGAGUCAGACACAAGUAUGUCUGGCUCUCUUCCUUGUCAUUUUGUAGUAAAAAAUGACUUUGAAGAAGAAAGCAAUCCACCCUUUGGAGAAAAGUUUAAAUCUUCAGCCACAUGCAAGACUGAGAAUGCUGUGAAAGAUGAUGUGGAGUCCAUUUCAUUUCCUACAUUGUCCUCAACACCUCCAGUGCCGCCUCAGUCGACUAAAUUUUCUCUCACUAAAAUUCCACCUCAUUGCCUUAAAUUGUCAAAUUUUAAGAUAAUCAUCCCUGCACUCCUAAAAGCUCCAACAGCAACACAACCUGUUGAGGUUCCUCAGUCUCCAGUGGAAGACAAGCCAAUUAUGAGCAGCAGCAAACAAGCCCGUCAUGAGUUUAUGGAGCUUCACCAGUCCCUCUGUAGACUCAUAUACUGCUGUGUUACUCAAACGCCAUGUCAGGAGCUCAGGGACUGGUUAUGCCAAUUGGACCUUCAAGAGUCAGGCAAAGCUCAGAAAGUGUCUUGUCUCUUGGGGUUGAAAAUGAGGGAAGUAUGGCUGAAAGGUGAGGAAAUGGAGGUGUCUCUUAAAAAGGUGGUCUGUCAGCUUCAAAAGUACGUCGAAAGCUGCGAAUGUCCCUUUCCUCAUGUCAUGAGGGCUGGUGCGGUGUUCAUUCCCAUGUUGGUGGUCAAAGAGGUGCUGUUUCCUCAGGUCCAAGGCACAUUCAUAGACCAGGUCCUGCAAGAGCAUCGGUUGGAGCUCAGGCCCACCACCCUCUCAGAGGAGAGGCAGCUGACUCAACUCCACAGAAAGGCUUUCUCUUCGAAACUCCGGAGACUUCUGUCCCUUAAACAUCUGCCAGAUAUAUACCCUGAUGUCCUCAACCUUCUCUACCAUGCCAACGUCUGCAAGUUCCUUGGAGCAGAAACCAGCUUAACCUUCAAGAGAGAGAGCACGGACAGCUCAGAUGAAUCGACCGGCCUUGUGAAUGGCUCUGAGGGAUUCUACCAGGAGUCCUCUAGACCGCUCACACCGGAAACCACAUGUGUGGACAAAUAUUGCCUGAAGACAAAGAAAAAGAAAGGGAGAGUAAAGAGUUCCUCCAAGAGGACAUUUUUAGAUGAGACCAGUUCAUCACAAGAGGAUGAGUUUACUGAGGAACCGGCGAGGUGGAGCGUCGUCAGUUCCUUAGAGAGAGAUGAAUGGGAAGUGUCUCUUGUGACUUGCAAUGAUAGGGGACCACAUGUGGAGGUAAAGAUUGAAGAUGGAACCCAGGAAGAGCCUGAGAACUCCUCCUGGGCACGACCUUUGACCUCUGAUGAACUCUCCUCCGAUAGCACUGAUGAAGAGACCGAAAGCACAUCAUCAAUGUCCUUUCAGAGUGGCAGAUCCAGCUCAGCAGGAUCUGCUCGAGCCUUGUCCAAAGGGCCUUCCAACAUGGUCCUCAAGCUGAGGAAGGUCUUCUUCAAUGGGGGUCACGGGGGCAAAAUCCCCCACUACCAGGUCACAGAUUCUUCCGAGGCUCCAGAAGAGUUCAGACACACAGACGGUAACCAUUACAGAAAAAAAAAACGCAAAUCAUCCCAGCACAAACGACGCCGUGCGGACAGGGAGUUUUCUUUCAGUUCGUACUCUCAAAACCAUCCCUACCUCUCCAAAAAACACGGUUCCAAGCACCGGAGCAGAUGGGUCCUGCGCUCUGCCGUGCAGUCUGCCCACCUGGCCAUGGAGAACAGAUAUCCUGAGCUGGUGGGGAAGAGGAUAUGGCACUUGUAUGAGGAAAAUGACAAAACAGAAGUGUGGUACAGAGGAGUGGUGCUGCGCAUCCAUGAGCCACAUACCAACCCACUGAAAACUGUGUUUGAGGUCAAGUAUGAUAGUGAGCCUGAGUGGCAAUACUAUCUUGAGCUGCUGGUAGACUACAAGAAAGGAUGGUUGAAAGUUGAGGACUAAGUCUUGACGGUAUUAUUGUUUUUAUUUUGCACCUGAGAACUGAAUUGAUUUUAUACUGUGAGUAUAUGUUGAAUUGCUGACCAAUGAAUCAGUCAAAUGAUUAUUGACUUAAUUUUUGCAACCAAAAACUUGACAUGUUUUUAAGUUACAUUGUAACUUUUCUUUGUGUUUCUGGUGUCAAUAAUGUUUCAGUUGUUGGCAAACAUUCCCAGCAGCUGCUGGUAACUGCGUUUAAGCAUUCCACGUGAUUGAGAUGAAUGGGAAUGCUGUAAAGCAAGAUUUGUAACUGUUUACAGAAUUAUUUUUUUAUAUCGGCUGUUGUCAUGUGUUAUGUAUCUGACUUUUAAACCUUUUAAAAAAUUAAAUCUAUUUGGCUUGUUCCAAUUCAUUAUAAAGUGCCUAAUUUUUUUUUAAAUUGACAUUUGAAAUUUCAUUGUGACAUUUUAAAGGGCUCUUUAGUGAAUGUUUACAUGGUACAUUUAUUGAAAAGUGUAUGGAAACAUUUCUACCUUAAGAGUUUAAAAAAGGUAAUUGCAACUUUAUACACUGCUAUUCAAAUGAGAGGGAUCAGUAAUAUUGUUUAAUGUUUUUGAAGAUAUGUUCACCAGUGCUGCAUUUAUCUGAUACAAAAAUACAAUAAAACAGUAAUAUUAUGAAAA
This is a messenger RNA of Megalobrama amblycephala (Wuchang bream), 4859 nucleotides long. It is a transcript of the gene prmt2ip, whose product is annotated as linkage group 19 C15orf39 homolog. The record is from RefSeq and is a predicted model, not a curated record. Bases 1147 to 4200 code for a protein of 1017 amino acids. The transcript is spliced from 3 exons. Lineage: Eukaryota; Metazoa; Chordata; Actinopteri; Cypriniformes; Xenocyprididae.